Hydractinia symbiolongicarpus is the source of this 1756-nucleotide messenger RNA. Its product is annotated as melanocortin receptor 5-like. The coding region runs from base 304 to 1245 and encodes 313 amino acids. The record is from RefSeq and is a predicted model, not a curated record. NCBI's taxonomy places the organism in Eukaryota, Metazoa, Cnidaria, Hydrozoa, Anthoathecata, Hydractiniidae. Gene Ontology annotation, biological process: G protein-coupled receptor signaling pathway. The transcript has a single exon. Gene Ontology annotation, molecular function: G protein-coupled receptor activity. Gene Ontology annotation, cellular component: membrane.
AGCCAACGAAGGCUAUCUAAAUUAAAUUAUUUCAUGCAAUUUUUAAAAACAUGCACGUUUAAAUCGUCAUAACCAUACAAAAGUGAUCAGUCCGCAAUAGCCCUUUCCUACAUUCUAUUUUGAAGCCCCUCAUAUUCACACAAACGAAUUAUUUCUAUUUUUGUCUGUACCGAACAAAAGUUAUACACAUACACCUGUCAGCCGUGUACAAAAGUAAAGAAAAAACAAUAUGUAAAUCUGCAUGAUUUAUAAAAAGAAAAAAACGUAAAUAUUUGUAUUACUCAUAAACAUCAGUUUCUCGACAUGCAGGAGUUUAGCCAGACUGUACGUUAUGCAGUCGCACACACAGUGGUUUUAAUCUGCGUCGUGUCGUCAUGUUUUGAAGCCCUUUUAUUCUACGUUAUCUACACUAGAGAAAAAUUGCAUAUACAACGAUAUUACAUUAUCGCAAAUUUAUGUAUAUCAGAUAUCCUGUUAGCUCUUUUUUUUGCUACAAUUGUUGAGAUUACUGUUCCUGUUUCACAAGUACGUGUCACUGUUACAUAUGAAGCUGUAAACGGUUCCUUAUUGGUUGCUAUUUAUACUUCGUUAUACACGAGUGCUUUGCUAUCGUUUGAUCGAUACGUUGCAGUAGCGUAUUCUUUACGAUAUAGUCAGAUAAUGACGUCAAAAAAUACAAUAAUUGCUUUAUUGUUUUCGUGGAUAAGUUCAACGGGACUUGUCUUAUUAAUAGCUCUAGAACCUACACGAACUACGAAGUAUAUUGUUUACAGACCAGGCGCCUUGAUUCUUGGUACUUUACUGGUGCUUAUGUUCACAGUCUUUGUGUUAUAUGUAGCUGUUUAUACCACACUGAUUCGAAAGAAACAUAUUAAAGAAAUUCGAUCAAGAAGAAUUUACUUUGGCGUUGACGAAGAACGAUUAAAAUGGUUGUCGCGACUUAAACAAAGUAUUUGCGACACAUUAAAGCUUAACUACUACAACGCCAUUUUUAUUGUUAUUAUGACUGUUUUGUUUAACCUUUGCAUACAUUUUGAAGACCAGAUUGUUUUGGUAAUACUACAUUCAUUCGUUUGUGUCCUGACUUUGAUUUUGAAUCCACUGGUACAAGGUUCUACACAGACAGAACUACGAUUGGAGUUGACACGCUUAAUUAUUCCUGAUAACGGAAGGCGCGAAUCCGAUUCGAAUAUAUCGACAUUUACUACAGCCACCUCUUUACCAUUGAGAAGUAUGAGCUUUUAAGAGACUUGUAACGCAUUCUGUUUGGUAUAUGUGUGUUUAGAAUCAUGCCGAAAUAAAGUAAAAAUAAAUUUUGAAUAUAACAAUCUUGUUGUGCUCUUUCGCUUGCAGGAUUUGAGUUAAGAAGUCUGUUCAAGGACGUUAAAAAUUUUACGGGAUCAAAUUCGACAACUGAAUGUUAAAUUCUAACUUUAACUUCAUGGAUGGUGUGUGUAAUUUGUUUAACAAAUGAACCUUCAUAAGAGCGUGUAUUUUACAGAUCAGGGUAUUCAUCUGAGUGUGUAUUAUUUUAAAGAUCAGGUAACGAAAGUUAACUUCUUCAGCCCCACACUAUCCCUGUGAAAUUUUGAAAGACAGCAUCAGCACGGUUUGCUAAUUUUCUUAUUUCAUUGAGUGCACUCUGGGAACAUUUAGUUGAGCUUUUUUUUCAAGAACGCUGAUAAGCUUUCUUUCUUUAGCAACUCAUAUUUACCUUCCAUCUUACACUGAACGAUUUACGCAGUAUUGGGCACCA